AUUUUCCCGAGGGAUGAGCAGGGCUAUGGUUUUUUCCAGGAGCAGAGCGGGGAUGGCUCGGGAAGGGUCGGGUGUUCCCUGUCCCUGUGACGGCAGCAGCUGAGGCGGCUCCUGCACUGCAACAGCACAAAAUGGGGAGAUACCUGGCCAGGGUGACGGACACGGAAGCCACGGACACCAAGAACCCCAACCUGAACUAUGGGAUYGUGGUGGACUGCGGCAGCAGCGGCUCGCGCGUGUUCGUGUACUGCUGGCCCCGGCACAACGGCAACCCCCACGACCUGCUGGACAUCAAACAGAUGAGGGACAGCCACAGGAAACCCGUGGUGAUGAAAAUCAAACCAGGGAUUUCCGAGUUUGCCGCCUCUCCGGAUAAAGUCAGUGAUUACAUUUCCCCUCUGCUGAGCUUCGCCGCUGAGCACGUGCCCCGCUCCAAACACAAAGAGACCCCUCUGUACAUCCUGUGCACUGCAGGCAUGAGGAUCCUGCCCGAGAGCCAGCAGAAAGCCAUCCUGGAGGAUCUGCUCACCGACAUCCCCGUGCACUUCGAUUUCCUCUUCUCCGACUCCCACGCUGAGGUGAUUUCGGGCAAGCAGGAAGGAGAAAAUGGCCAAAGAUCUGAGGAGGUGGCCAAGAAUCUCCUGGCAGAAUUCAAUUUGGGCUGCGAUGCCCACCAGACCGAGCACGUUUACCGCGUCUACGUCGCCACUUUCCUGGGGUUCGGGGGCAACGCUGCCCGCCAGAGGUACCAGGAGAGCCUGGCAGCCAGCACCCUGCUCAGGAACAGAGUUCUCGGCACCCAGACCGGCCUCAGCCCCGACUCCCCAUCCCUGGAUCAAUCCCAGUUUCUCUAUUCCAUAAAUCCUCAUUCCUCCCAUCCCUGGGAAUUCUCGGAUUACUGUGCCACCAGGUGGGCGGUGCUGCGGGAACGCUUUGACCGCGGUCUCUACGCCUCCCACGCCGACCUGCACCGCCUCAAGUACCAGUGUUUCAAGUCCGCCUGGAUGUUCGAGGUUUUCCACCGGGGUUUCUCGUUCCCCGAGAGCUACGGGAGCCUCAAGACGGCGCUGCAGGUSUACGACAAGGAGGUGCAGUGGACAUUGGGGGCCAUCCUAUACCGGACCCGCUUCCUGCCCCUCAGGGACAUCCAGCAGGACAAUUUCCGCGGGAUCCACUCCCGCUGGCGGAGCUUUUCCUUCGUCUACAACCAUUUCCUGUUUUUGGGAUGUUUUGGGGUUGUUCUGCUCUCCAUCCUGCUCUACCUGCUCCGCCUGCGCCGCAUCCAUCGCCGCCUCUUCCACCCGGGAUCGGCCCCAUCCCUCUGGAUCCACGAGGGGCUCCCCCAAAAAAACCCCCAAAAAACCCCAAACCCGCUCUGAGCUUCGCCUCGGGGAGGGGGAUCCGCCCAGGACUCGUUACAGAAAUCAUAAAAAAAACCCCAAAAAAACAAACAAACAGACAAAAAAAAAACGACAAAAAAAAGCCAUUUUUGCCUCAGGGUUGUUCAUUUUUGGUUUUUUUGGUUUUGUUGGGUUGGAGAAGAAGAGAGCGCCCGAAAAUCCAGGAAAAAAUGGACGGAAACGCCAAAAAAUGAGUUUUUGUUGGGAAUUGUUGAGUUUGGAGGUGCGGGAGAGGAUGAGCGUGAAUCUCCCUGGGAAACCGUGAGAAGAGCGAGAAUUCCCUGGAAUUUUAACGGAAUUUUAUCCCUGCGACGAGCGAGAAUUCCGUGGAAUUUUAAUGGAAUUUUAACUCUGCGAAGAGCGAGAAUUCCGUGGAAUUUUAACGGAAUUUUAACCCUGCGACGAGCAAGAAUUCCAUGGAAUUUUAUCCCUGCGACGAGCGAGAAUUCCGUGGAAUUUUAACCCCGCAAAGAGCAAGAAUUCCAUGGAAUUUUAAUGGAAUUUUAACCCUGUGAAGAGCGAGAAUUCCGUGGAAUUUUAAUCCUGCGACGAGCGAGAAUUCCAUGGAAUUUUUAUCCCUACUCAGCUCAGACUCUCAGCCAAAAAAUGGGAAUGGGAGAGCGCCAAAAACAGGAAAAAAAAUCAAUUUUUGGACGCUCGACUGCGGGAGACUCCGGGAAUGUGAAAAAAAACUGGAAAAGCAGAGCAGAGCGUGCACAGAGUCCUCUGUUAAUUUAUAUUUUAUUUAAAAAAUGUUGAUUUUGACUYGAAAGUCGAUUUGUCCGUGAUUAAAGGUGGGAUUUGUAUGAA
Molecule: messenger RNA, 2210 nt
Organism: Malurus melanocephalus (red-backed fairy wren)
Lineage: Eukaryota; Metazoa; Chordata; Aves; Passeriformes; Maluridae
Product: ectonucleoside triphosphate diphosphohydrolase 4-like
Exons: 11
Coding region: 132-1379 (415 amino acids)
Biological process (GO): nucleoside diphosphate catabolic process
Cellular component (GO): membrane
Molecular function (GO): nucleoside diphosphate phosphatase activity
Source: RefSeq, a predicted model, not a curated record